Camelina sativa (false flax) is the source of this 754-nucleotide messenger RNA. RefSeq names its product putative NADH dehydrogenase [ubiquinone] 1 alpha subcomplex subunit 12. Gene Ontology annotation, cellular component: respiratory chain complex I; membrane. Gene Ontology annotation, biological process: response to oxidative stress. Lineage: Eukaryota; Viridiplantae; Streptophyta; Magnoliopsida; Brassicales; Brassicaceae. The record is from RefSeq and is a predicted model, not a curated record.
AUUUCGUCGACAUCAAAAUCAAAUCCCGAUUCCGAGAGAGAGAGAUAGCGGAGGAAGACGAUGGCUUUGACGGCGGCGAAGAGUGCGUUGGAGGCGAUUAGAGAGAAAGGUCUCGGCGGUUUCAUGAGGAUGCUCCGAGAAGAUGGUUUCGUGAGAUGUUUAAAAGAUGGGAACCUCUUGCAAACUAAGAUACACAACAUAGGAGCAACACUUGUUGGUGUUGACAAGUUCGGUAACAAAUACUACCAGAAGCUGGGUGAUACUCAAUACGGUAGGCACAGAUGGGUAGAGUAUGCUGCCAAGUAUCGUUACAAUGCAUCUCAAGUACCAGCUGAAUGGCAUGGGUGGCUUCAUUUCAUCACUGAUCACACUGGAGAUGAGCUAUUGAGUUUGAAACCAAAAAGGUACGGGCUUGAGCACAAAGAGAACUUCUCUGGAGAAGGCGAUGAAUACAUAUACCAUUCGAAGGGACAUGCUUUGAACCCUGGGCAAAAGAAUUGGACUCGAUACCAAUCAUGGGUACCCACUAAGACUCAGUAAGAAGAGAUCUAGUUGAUCCUUUGUGUGAUUUGUUUGUUUCUGUGUCAUUUUAAUAAAAGCUGUUUGGAUCUAAAGCUGAACACACUUGGGUUUUUUUUUGUAUUUGGAAUAUUGUAAUUGACGCUGUUUAAUAAUUUUCUGAUCCUUGAACUUCUCAUCAUGUUUGUUCACAUGUGGACAGAAAAUAUAUAUAUAUAUUCGUUUCUUUCGUGUA